Molecule: messenger RNA, 4106 nt
Organism: Phaethon lepturus (White-tailed tropicbird)
Lineage: Eukaryota; Metazoa; Chordata; Aves; Phaethontiformes; Phaethontidae
Gene: KDR
Product: kinase insert domain receptor (a type III receptor tyrosine kinase)
Exons: 30
Biological process (GO): endothelial cell differentiation; cell migration; positive regulation of angiogenesis
Cellular component (GO): signaling receptor complex; membrane
Molecular function (GO): ATP binding; growth factor binding; vascular endothelial growth factor receptor activity
Source: RefSeq, a predicted model, not a curated record
AUGGGGCGCCCAGCGCUGCGGGCUUGCUGUCCUCUCUCCUCUCCUGUGUUCCUGCCCGCUCCUGUCCGGCUGGCCAGUGCUGGCCCAUCGGAGAGGGCUGCCUGCCAUGGCACAGUGUCCUGCUCGCUUGGCUCCAGCGUCAGCCGUCAUUUCCAAGAGCAAAAUGUCCCUGGAGCCAAAUGCGGGAAACCCGUCAUCAGCGAAGAACCUGCUCGGGAUGCCAGUUUUAUCCAUUUUUUCACAGGUUUAUUUGUUUCUCUGGAUCAGCCAACCCUUAGCAUCCAAAAAGAUGUCCUCACAAUAACUGCCAAUGACACUCUCAAUAUUACUUGCAGCGGUCAGAGACCACUGGAGUGGUCCUGGCCAAGCAACCAGAGCAGUGCUGAGAAGCGUAUCUCUGUGACAGACUGCAGCGAUGGCCCCUACUGCAAGACACUUACUCUCCUCAAAGUCAUCGGCAAUGACACAGGGGACUACAGGUGCCUUUACAGGGACAACCAAGCAGCUACAACCAUUUAUGUCUAUGUUCAAGAUUACAGAUCUCCAUUUGUGACUUCAGUUAGUGAUCAGCUUGGCAUUGUAUACAUCACUAAGAAUAAAACUGUGGUAGUGCCGUGCCUUGGAACCGUAUCAAAUCUCAACGUAUCUCUACAUGCGAAAUAUCCAGAAAAGAUAUUUGUUCCUGAUGGUAAAUCAAUUUCGUGGAAUAAUAAAAAAGGCUUCACUAUACCCAGUCAUUUAAUCAACUAUGCGGGCAUGGUCUUCUGUGAAGCUAAAAUAGAUGAUGAAAGCUAUCAGUCUGUGAUAUACAUAGUCGCAGUUGUAGGAUACCGAAUUUAUGACCUGACGAUGAACCCGCACUACCAAGUCGAGCUGGCAGUGGGAGAAAAACUUGUUCUCAAUUGCACCGUAAGAACGGAGCUGAAUGUAGGAAUUGAUUUUAAAUGGGAUUACCCUUCCAUCAAGGAAAAACGUGCAACCAUAAGGGAUUUAAAAACCACAGCAGGAGAAGUAAAGAAGUUUGUAAGCACCCUUACCAUCGACAGCGUGUCCUUAAGUGACAAAGGUCGAUAUACUUGCGCAGCAUCCAGUGGCCGUAUGAACAUGAAAAACAGCAGUUACUUCAUUAUCCAUGAAAGUCCUUUUAUUCACCUGGAGAGAAUGGAGAAUGUGGUUGAGACAAAGUUAGGUGACACAGUCAAAAUUCCCGUCAAGUUUAAAGGAUAUCCUCCACCAGAGGCAAAAUGGUAUAAAAACGGGAAGGCCAUCAAUGCAAAUCAUACAGUUAAAGUUGGCUACACAUUAGUGAUCGCUGAAGCAACUGAGAAGGACGCUGGGAAUUACACCGUUGUCCUUACAAACCCUUCCAACAAGAUGCAGAAGAGGCAUACAUUCACUCUGCUUGUGAACGCCCCCGCCUCGGCCGGCCCGCGGCCCUCCGCCGUCCUCUGGCACUGGCAGCUGGAGGAGGAGUGCACUUUCAGCCCCCAGAAAGUUCGCUCAGGAGCCAAUCCAUAUGCAUGCAGGAAAUGGAAAGUGAUCUCGGAGAGAAAGGGUGGGAAUCAGGUCGAAAUUAAGCACCGAGUUGUUACUAUUGCCGGGAAAACAAAGACUGUGAGCACCCUCGUGAUUCAAGCAGCGAACGUAUCCGCGUUGUACAGGUGUAUGGCGACGAACAGAGCUGGGUCAAGCGAGAGAGUCAUCUCAUUUCACGUGACCAGGGGUCUUGAAAUUAAUCUUCAGCCUCGGAAUCAGCUCACAGAGAAAGAUAACAUGUCCUUGCAAUGCACAGCAGACAAAUUCACCUUUGAGAAGCUAUCAUGGUACAAACUCAGCGCUCACGCUUCGCAGACUCCCUUUGGAGGGCUGCCCAUGCCCGUUUGCAAGAACCUCAAUGCUCUCCAGAAGCUGAAUGCAACAGUUUCAAAUACCAAUGGUGAAAAUGUCACCUUAGAGCUCAUCCUCCGAAACAUCUCCCUCCAGGAUGGAGGGGACUACGUUUGCAUUGCUCAGGACAAAAAGGCUAAAACACAGCACUGCCUGGUGAAGCACCUCACUGUGCAAGAGCCCAUGGCACCCACACUCAUAGGAAGUCUGGAAAAUCAAACAACAAACAUUGGUGAAACCAUAGAAGUGUCAUGCACAGCAAAUGGCAUUCCUCCUCCAAACAUCAUGUGGUUUAAAAAUAAUGAAACGCUUGUUGAAGAUUCAGGUAUUGUUUUGAAAGAUGGAAACAAAACACUAACCAUUCGUCGAGUGAGGAAAGAAGACGGUGGGCUAUACACCUGCCUUGCCUGCAACGUCCUCGGAUGCAGAAAAGCAGUGGCUUUUUUUUCAGUGGAAGGCGCUGAAGAGAAAACAAAUCUGGAGCUCAUUAUCCUCGUUGGCACUGCAGUGAUUGCCAUGUUCUUCUGGUUGCUUCUUGUAAUCAUCCUCCGGACCGUUAAGCGGGCCAAUGGAGGGGACAUGAAGACUGGCUACUUGUCAAUCAUCAUGGAUCCUGAUGAAAUCCCUAUAGACGAGCACUGCGAACGGCUCCCAUAUGAUGCCAGCAAGUGGGAGUUUCCCAGAGACCGGCUAAAGCUAGGUAAACCUCUUGGGCGUGGAGCUUUUGGCCAGGUCAUAGAAGCGGACGCAUUCGGGAUCGACAAAACGGCUACCUGCAAAACAGUGGCAGUCAAAAUGCUUAAAGAGGGUGCAACCCAUAGUGAGCACAGAGCACUUAUGUCGGAGCUGAAGAUCCUCAUUCAUAUUGGCCAUCAUCUCAACGUUGUCAAUUUACUUGGAGCCUGCACUAAACCAGGAGGACCACUCAUGGUGAUCGUGGAAUAUUGCAAGUUUGGAAAUCUAUCAGCUUACCUACGGAGCAAGAGGAGUGAAUUUGUCCCAUACAAGACCAAAAGUGCCAGGUUUCGUCAGGGGAAGGAGAACUAUGUUGGUGACAUCUCCGCAGACCUGAAGCGACGGUUGGACAGCAUCACGAGCAGCCAGAGCUCAGCAAGCUCCGGCUUUGUGGAGGAGCGGUCCCUGAGUGACGUGGAAGAGGAGGACGCUGGUCCUGAAGACCUUUGCAAGAACCCUUUGACCAUGGAGGACCUCAUCUGUUAUAGCUUCCAGGUGGCGAGGGGAAUGGAGUUCUUGGCUUCACGCAAAUGCAUCCACAGGGACCUGGCUGCUCGUAAUAUCCUCUUGUCAGACAAUAAUGUGGUCAAAAUCUGUGAUUUUGGCUUGGCUCGAGACAUCUACAAAGAUCCAGACUACGUCAGGAAAGGAGAUGCCAGACUGCCCCUAAAAUGGAUGGCACCAGAAACCAUUUUUGAUAGAGUAUAUACCAUUCAGAGUGAUGUAUGGUCCUUUGGAGUUCUGCUGUGGGAAAUAUUUUCAUUAGGCGCGUCGCCGUACCCUGGAGUGAAAAUUGAUGAGGAAUUUUGCAGAAGACUGAAAGAAGGGACAAGAAUGAGAGCGCCAGACUACACAACACCAGAAAUGUACCAAACAAUGCUGGAUUGCUGGCAUGGAGAUCCUAAGCAGAGACCGACUUUUUCAGAGCUGGUGGAGCACCUGGGGAACUUACUGCAAGCCAACGUCCGUCAGGAUGGUAAAGACUACGUUGUCCUUCCUUUGUCAGUAUCGCUGAAUAUGGAAGAGGAUUCAGGUCUCUCUCUCCCAACUUCACCUGCUUCCUGUAGGGAGGAAGAGGAAGUCUGUGAUCCUAAAUUCCAUUAUGACAACACAGAAGGAAUCAGUCAGUACCGACAAGGUAGCAAAAGAAAAAGCCGUCCUGUGAGUGUGAAAACAUUUGAAGAUGUCCCAUUGGUAACCACUGUAAAAGUUGUUCAGGAGGAAAACCAGACAGAUAGUGGGAUGAUUCUUGCGUCUGAAGAGCUGCAGACAUUGGAAGAGAGCAAUAAACAAGUGAAAAUACCCUUUAGCACGCUGGUGCCCAGCAAGAGUAACGAGUCCGUCAUGUCCGAAGCCUCCAACCAGACGAGCGGGUACCAGUCCGGGUACCACUCGGACGACAUGGACACCACCGUCUACUCCAGCGAGGAGACUGAACUCUUGUGCGCCCGGGAGGCGUCGCCCCCGCUCUGCCGCGCUCACGG